AUGGCACAGGAGCUCGUUCAACUGCAACCAAGACAAAAGGUCGACAAAUGGGCGAUUGUGAGGAAGUUGGGUGAGGGCGGUUUCGGUGCCGUCUACAAGGUGUCCGAUCCGAGCGGCGAGUACGCCCUUAAAGUCGAGGGAGUCAGCGAGGCGAUCCAGGUGCUCAAGAUGGAGGUAUUCGUGCUCAACGAAUUGGCCCAACGAGGCGGUCGCCACUUCUGCAAGAUCUACGACAAAGGACGAUUCGGGACGUUCAACUACGUGGUGAUGACGCUGGUCGGCAAAUCGCUUCAGGAUCUCCGCAAAGAGGGCCCAGGCGGGCACAUGUCACUCGGCACCGCCGUCUCGGUCGGCAUUCAAUCGCUCGAGGCGCUUGAAGAUUUGCACUCGAUCGGAUAUCUACAUCGUGAUGUCAAGCCGGGCAACUACACGAUUGGACGAGUCGAGCUGCGCGAGCUGCGCAAGGUGUACGUGCUCGACUUCGGGAUGUGCCGAAAAUUCACGAAUGAACAGGGUGUGAUCCGCAAGCCAAGACAAGCCGCCGGUUUUCGAGGCACCGUUCGCUACGCGCCGAUCUCGUGCCACCUUCAGCGGGAAUUGUGUCGCAAGGACGAUGUGGAGACGUGGCUCUACCAACAAGUUGAGCUCACCACCGGCAAUCUGCCAUGGAAAAACAUUCAGGACAUGAAUCAGGUGGGCGAGUACAAGAAGAAAUGCCGCAACCAACCGUUUGUCGCCGAGCUGUUCGCCGGAUGUCCCCCCAUCUACGAGUCGGUGAUGCGCCUGUGCGACAACUACAAAUACUACGACGCGCCUGACUACGUGAAGAUCUACGGAAUGAUGAGAACGAUUUUCGCUCAAGGUGUCCCCGAAUUUCCGUACGACUGGGAGAAGAAC
This is a messenger RNA of Mesorhabditis belari, 897 nucleotides long. NCBI's taxonomy places the organism in Eukaryota, Metazoa, Nematoda, Chromadorea, Rhabditida, Rhabditidae. The record is from the annotation of a GenBank genome assembly.